CUCAAAGUAUCUAAAAAAGAAACCAGGGUGGAGCUGUGUUGAGCAGAAAGGAAGAAUACAUGGUUUUGUCUCUGGAGAUCAGUGAAGUGAAAGAUCCAGCCAAUGGCAGGCUGGCGUAGACCUUCACAUGUCCGGGUCAAAAAGCCCACCAGCACAAAAUUAACCACUGUAAAAAAAUGACGGUGACGGUGACGGUGACGGUGAUAUAGACGACAACCAAGGUUCCGUUUCGUUUGAAGGAAAAACACUGAAUCUCGGUUCGGCUGUACUCAACUUUGAUCUUCCUUACUUCACAUGGUUGGCUUACCUUCUUAUUCCCAGAAAUCUACGAAAAACCCUGGGGGAAGAAGCUAGAAACAGAGGGGAAGCGGAGAAGAAUACGUGGAAAAUCGAAACGUAAGAACAGAGUACAAAUGGGCGGAUACGGACUGAGGUCUGCGUUUGAUUCGAGAACAGGGCAGAUGAUAAUGGUGGCCCUGGUGCUGAUGGUGGGAUCCUUCUAUGCCGGUACUCUCUUUGGCAACAAUGCCCCAAUAUACGUCUCUCAAGCCUCCUCGUCCUCGUCGUCAUCCCCAUCUUCCAAUCCUUCGUCGUCGAGUUCAACCCAAGGUUCGGCUGCAUUCACAAACAAGGUUGCUCUUACUUAUCGAAGAACACCACUUGUGAUCCCAGAAAAUGGAAUGGAUGUGUGUCCCUUGAGGUUCAAUGAGUAUAUCCCGUGCCAUGAUAUAUACUACGUGAAAACAUUGCUGCCAAGUUUGGAUCUUUCGAGAAGAGAAGAGCUUGAAAGGCAUUGCCCUCCACUUGAACAGCGCUUGUUUUGCUUGGUACCACCACCUGAAGAUUAUAAAAUACCAAUAAGAUGGCCAACCAGCAGGGAUUAUGUGUGGCGAAGCAAUGUGAAUCAUACACAUCUUGCUGAAGUCAAGGGUGGACAAAAUUGGGUGCACGAGAAAGGUCAGUUGUGGUGGUUCCCGGGUGGAGGCACUCAUUUCAAACAUGGGGCAGCUGAGUACAUUCAGAGGUUAGGAAAUAUGACAACUAAUGAAAGAGGUGACCUGAGGUCAGCAGGAGUAGUGCAAAUUCUGGAUGUUGGUUGUGGAGUUGCCAGCUUCUCAGCUUAUCUCCUUCCCUUGGAUAUUCAGACAAUGUCUUUUGCUCCCAAAGAUGGUCAUGAGAAUCAGAUUCAAUUUGCUUUGGAGCGAGGAAUUGGUGCAAUGAUUUCUGCCAUAGCUACCAAACAAUUACCCUAUCCCGCAAACUCUUUUGAGAUGGUUCAUUGCUCAAGAUGCCGUGUUGAUUGGCAUGAGAAUGAUGGGAUUUUACUGAAAGAGGUGAAUCGCCUUCUGCGAACCAAUGGAUACUUUGUCUAUUCAGCACCACCUGCUUAUAGAAAAGAUAAAGAAUUUCCGAUGAUUUGGGAUAAAUUGGUUAAUCUGACUACAGCAAUGUGUUGGAAACUCAUUGCUCGAAAGGUCCAAACAGCAAUUUGGAUUAAAGAGGAAGAUGAGUCAUGCCUUCGGCACAAUGCGGAGCUGAACCUUGUAAAUAUUUGUGAUGCUGUUGAUGAAUCUAAACCUUCAUGGAAUACACCCCUGAGGAACUGUGUACAAAUAAGAAAUUCAGCAGAACAGAAACUCCCCCCUCAACCAGAACGUCUUUCAGCAUAUCCAGAGAGGCUAAGCCAAACAGGUAUCAGUAAAGAAGAAUUUAAUUCUGACACUAACUUCUGGAAAGAUCAGGUUCGACGUUACUGGAAGCUGAUGAAUGUCAACAAGACUGAAGUACGAAAUGUCCUGGACAUGAAUGCUUUUUGUGGUGGAUUUGCUUUGGCUCUGAAGUCAUUUCCUGUUUGGGUGAUGAAUAUAGUGCCUGUGAGCAUGAAAAAUACCUUGCCUGGUAUAUAUGACAGGGGACUGUUGGGUGCUUUUCAUGAUUGGUGUGAGCCAUUUUCAACAUAUCCCCGCACAUACGAUUUGUUGCACGCCAACCAUAUCUUCUCUCACUACAGAAACCGUGGAGAAGGUUGCUUGCUGGAGGAUAUAAUGCUUGAGAUGGACCGUAUAGUACGACCUCAGGGAUUUAUUAUAAUUAGGGAUGAGGAGUCCAUUACAUCAAGAAUUCGAGACAUUGCUCCGAAAUUUCUGUGGGAGGUUGAAUCACACUUCUUGGAAAAUAAAGAGAAAAAGAUGGAACCUGUGCUACUUUGUAGAAAGAAGUUCUGGGCAAUUGUGUAAGGGUUUGCCAGCUUUCAGAACUCUAUCAAUGGAAUCUUUAACAUCCUGCUUAUACCACCACGGUGAUUUUUGCUCAUCUGUUUUCUCCUGGCUUCUCCAUAUGGUUACUGGCCUCAUGGUAAAGAAAAUCUUUGGCGUAUUCAUGAAAUCUAUAAUUUCAUUCAUUGCUUGAUAUCAUCAUCUUCUCUGUAUAUGUUUUGGUAGCUAACAGUAACUGACACUUGUAUUUCUCAACAGAUUCUAUAGCAGCUAUCCAUUUUUGUUUAAUCCGAUUUUUUAGAGAACAAAGAAAUUGACAUUCUGAACUGGGUUAAUUGACACUUGUAUAUGUUUUGGUACACGUGCAUGAAUGUGUGACUUCCGGAAUACGGUAGGAUUCUUUCCA
Molecule: messenger RNA, 2622 nt
Organism: Carica papaya (papaya)
Lineage: Eukaryota; Viridiplantae; Streptophyta; Magnoliopsida; Brassicales; Caricaceae
Product: S-adenosyl-L-methionine-dependent methyltransferases superfamily protein
Cellular component (GO): trans-Golgi network; endosome; cytoplasm
Molecular function (GO): methyltransferase activity
Source: RefSeq, a predicted model, not a curated record